Notothenia coriiceps (black rockcod) is the source of this 388-nucleotide messenger RNA. RefSeq names its product tetratricopeptide repeat protein 13-like. NCBI's taxonomy places the organism in Eukaryota, Metazoa, Chordata, Actinopteri, Perciformes, Nototheniidae. The record is from RefSeq and is a predicted model, not a curated record. The annotation marks the transcript as partial. Gene Ontology annotation, molecular function: protein binding. The transcript has 2 exons.
UCCAACCCUUCUUAUUGUUCUUCUGUGUUUGGUCCCUUUGUAUUUCUCUGCUGCAGAGGUGUCUUCAGCUGGAGCCGUACAACGAGGUGUGUCAGUACAUGAAGGGGUUGAGUCACGUGGCGAUGGGUCAGUUCUACGAGGGCAUCAAAGCUCAGACUAAAGUCAUGCUGAACGACCCUCUGCUGGGACAGAAGGCCAGCUCUGAAUACCUCAAAGUCAAAUACCUCAGAGAGUACUCUCGCUACCUGCACUCCCACCUUGACAUCCCGGUAGCAGAGUACAACGUGGACCAGGACUUACCGGGAAACUUUAAGAACCACUGGGCCAAGAACCUACCGUUUUUAAUAGAAGAUUAUGAAGAACAGCCCGGCCUGCAGCCACACAUCAA